Molecule: messenger RNA, 1765 nt
Organism: Drosophila grimshawi
Lineage: Eukaryota; Metazoa; Arthropoda; Insecta; Diptera; Drosophilidae
Product: vanin-like protein 3
Exons: 2
Coding region: 16-1650 (544 amino acids)
Source: RefSeq, a predicted model, not a curated record
UCUGAAGGGAACAUUAUGAGUGGCAAGUGGCUGCCGACUUUAUUGCAGCUGCUGUGCUUCGCUGUGAGCAGCUGUAGGGCGCUGAGCACCCCUCAAUACUACACAGCGGGUGUGAUUGAGUUUCGUCCGGCGUUCGGCGCCGGCACUUCCGAACAGUUGCUGGAACAGAAUCUCGCCGCAUAUCUGGAGCUGAUUGCGUCGGCAAAUGGCACUGCGGAUAUACUAGUUUUCCCCGAGGGCACUCUCAAUAGCCAGUUGCAGUUGACCGUCGUACCGGCGCCGUCGAAGCGCAGUCUGUGCCACGUUGUGGUUGCACCCGCCGAUGGGGUUGCCAGAUUCCUGCGACAAUUGGCCUGCGCCGCCGUCGAGGCGCACAGUUAUCUGCUACUCAAUGUGAACGAACGGGAGCGCUGCGAUCCGCUGACGGACAAAGAUUGCCCCGCCCGUGGCUACAACGUGUACAACACGAAUGUGGUGCUAGAUCGCAGUGGUGCGGUUGUGUCGCGAUAUCGCAAAUGGAAUUUGUAUCUGGAGCCGCAUCUAAACCGCACCAGGCAGCCAGAGUAUGCUGUCUUCGAGACGGACUUCAAUGUGACCUUCGGGCAUUUCAUUUGCUUCGACAUGUUGUUCUACACGCCCGCUCAGGAGCUGGUCGAGCGCUAUAAUCUCCGCAAUCUGAUUGUUAGCAAAAUGUUCAAGUCGGAGCUGCCUUUCCUAACCGCCAGCCAACUGCAGCAGGGCUGGGCCUGGGCAAACGGUGUGAAUCUGUUGGCGGCCGGUGCGAGUCUGCCCCAUGGUGGCAUCAGUGGCAGCGGCAUUUAUGCUGGAGAACAUGGCGCCCUGAAGCGCCUUAUGGUUGGCAGCAAUGCAACUGUUGGCGAGCGACAAUUGUUGCUGGCACGCGUGCCCCACUCGCCGCUGGUGGAGAGCAGCGACGUCCAGUUGGAUGAGGAGCGCGUGGGUCCCGCACAGCGGUCUUUGGCGAUGUUGCAACAGCCGUUGCUGGACAAGUUUAAUAGUUGGCGAGUGCCGUCGUCGCUCGCCGGCAGCCUGCAACAGAAGCAUAUUUGCCAAGCUGAUCUUUGUUGCCACUUUGAGUGGCAGCUGGCGACCUCGCCGCGAACUGAACGGCUGCCGGAGUACGUUUAUCGGCUGGGCGUGUUUGUGGGGCAGCGUCGCUACGAGGAGGCACAGUAUAGUGUGGUUCGAUUGUGCGGUCUCUUUGCCUGCCGCAAUGACAGCAUCAGCAGCUGCGGUCAGCUGACCGAGACCCCAACAGCCGCUGUGCAGUUCAACAUAUUGCGAAUUAAUGGCAACUUUGUGCAUCGCCCGCGUCGCCUUCUAAUGCCCAGCACUCUAAGUGCCUCACUCUAUGCCCUGCAGUCCAGCGAAAUCGAGUGGCAACAGCAUGUUGACUCCGACAACAAGUCACAUGUGCAGCUGCAGCUGAGAAAGCCCCAUGCCCAACUGCUCACCUUUGCUAUUUAUGGCAACUACUUUGAUGAGACACUGCAGCCGGGUGGUGGUGGUGAUGGUGAUGGUGAUGGUGAUGGAGGUGCUGCUGCAACAGCAGUUAAAGGUGUGAGUGUGUUGCAGGUGCUGCUGCUGCUGCUGGUGUUGCUGCUGACAAAUGUCUUAUCAGGGGGCUAACCGCUGAGCAAACACUUUGCUGAUUAGCUUGAGUCCGUUUACCGUUAAACGGUUAACGGUUAACGGCGACAAACGUGGCGACUCGGAAUGUGUGGAAUGGUACAUCACAUGGAAA